Molecule: messenger RNA, 1189 nt
Organism: Cydia splendana
Lineage: Eukaryota; Metazoa; Arthropoda; Insecta; Lepidoptera; Tortricidae
Product: dynein light chain roadblock-type 2-like
Exons: 4
Coding region: 105-398 (97 amino acids)
Biological process (GO): microtubule-based movement
Cellular component (GO): centrosome; cytoplasmic dynein complex; cytoplasm
Molecular function (GO): dynein intermediate chain binding
Source: RefSeq, a predicted model, not a curated record
AACAACUGUCAAUAUAAAAAAAAAGCAAAGAUUUGUCAUCGCAUUUUGACGUGAUUUUGACGUAAACGUUCGAUUACGAGUGGGCUUACAUUUUUUUACAAAAAAUGGCGACUGAAGUAGAGGAAACCAUCAAGCGGAUUCAGGCCCAUAAAGGGGUGAUGGGAGUGAUCAUUGUAAACCACGAAGGCAUUCCGAUCAAGAGCUCUUUGGACAAUGCAACAUCAGUACUGUAUUCCGGUCUAAUCGGGCAGCUCACAGAGAAAGCUAAGAACGUUGUCAGGGAGAUGGAUUCCUCAAACGACUUGACAUUCCUGCGCGUGAGGAGUAAGCGCCAUGAGAUCCUGAUUGCUCCAGACCGCGAAUUCAUACUCAUUGUCAUACAAAACACAUCCGACUAAUCUAUCAGUAGUUAUAAGUGUAAAGUGAUGGUCAUAUUUUUUUUUGCUUUAAGUAACUGAUCUCUGUUGUAAACACUUCUUGAAACUGGUGUCAAACACAAAGAAUUGGUCUAUAGCUCUAGUCUAUAUAGGGACUAAAAUCUGACGGCUCCUAUGCUGCCCCCCUGUAGUUCAUGCACAGGGCCUAUAUACAUAAUUUUGAUAUAAAUUCCAUGUCUAGUAGAUAAUGACUUUCAAAAUAGAGAUCAGUUAUAUAAUCCUUACGUGUUAUCAUUUUAAUUAUACUAAUAUUUUCAAACUAGCCAACACUAAGAUAGCUUCACAUUGAUUCAAAAAAUUGAAAGCACCCAGUAAAUAUUGUGACUAGAUCUAACUUCUAAAUGCAUAAUUAUUUUAAGAUUACAAGUAUGUAGAUUUUAAGUUUAACGAAUUAUUUUUAUUUAUUUACCACUUUGAUAAAAAGUUACGAUAUAAGGGCGCGUUUACAUUGUAAUAAUAAUAUAGUAAUUUUUUUUUAAUAAGGUGCGUCCAGAUCUGGAGAAUGCGCAGUUGAGUCUACUGAUUGCUCUUCUCGCUAACUGCUGGCGACCUGGCGUGCUUUGUGUAGUAGGAUGUACAGCGAACGAUUCGUGAAAGGAGCACUAAUGGCGUGAUUGCCAGAUCUGGAUUCGCCUACCUACAGAACAAUCCUAAAAUCAUUUGAAAAUAUUGCGGUAUGUUUGCGCAAGGCACUAACAUUGUAACGACUGUGUUAUUAUAUGAAAAUCUUAAUAAAGCACUUUUAUAUGCAA